This is a messenger RNA of Aspergillus melleus, 279 nucleotides long. Its product is annotated as argininosuccinate synthetase. The record is from RefSeq and is a predicted model, not a curated record. The coding region runs from base 1 to 279 and encodes 92 amino acids. The transcript has 3 exons. NCBI's taxonomy places the organism in Eukaryota, Fungi, Ascomycota, Eurotiomycetes, Eurotiales, Aspergillaceae. Gene Ontology annotation, biological process: L-arginine biosynthetic process; urea cycle. Gene Ontology annotation, cellular component: cytoplasm. Gene Ontology annotation, molecular function: ATP binding; argininosuccinate synthase activity.
AUGUCGGACGCUAAGCCUCGUGUUUGUCUGGCCUACUCAGGCGGUCUUGACACCAGCUGCAUUCUGCGCUGGCUGAUCGAGGAGGGCUACGAUGUCGUCUGCUUCCUCGGCAACGUCGGCCAGGAGGAGGACUGGGCCGCCGUCGAGCAGAAGGCCCUGAAGAUCGGUGCGAAGAAGAUGAUCAUUGAGGACCUGCGUCGGGAAUUCGUCACGGAACUCUGCUUCCCCGCCAUCCGUAAGACCGCCCCGACCGUCUCGCCGAGAAGAAUGUGGAAAUAA